Molecule: messenger RNA, 2089 nt
Organism: Folsomia candida
Lineage: Eukaryota; Metazoa; Arthropoda; Collembola; Entomobryomorpha; Isotomidae
Exons: 3
Coding region: 143-1666 (507 amino acids)
Biological process (GO): triglyceride biosynthetic process
Cellular component (GO): plasma membrane
Molecular function (GO): diacylglycerol O-acyltransferase activity; long-chain-alcohol O-fatty-acyltransferase activity
Source: RefSeq, a predicted model, not a curated record
UUGAGCAAGUGGUUGUUUACUUGUCAGAGGCGAUAUAAAAAAACAAGUAAUAAUUUUGAGACAAAGUAAAUUGUCCAUUAGUAAAUUACUAUUUAGUGUUUUUCAUUAUUAUUAUUUUAAAUUUAAAUAAACAUUUCAAACAAUGGGUCCAGGUAUAUUAAGGCGUCAUGUUUUUCGAUUUUCUGUGUUAAUAAUUCUCUACUUAUUGCUAAGUAUUAUACUUCCACUCGUUAUUAUUCUCCUCCUACCUGCACUAAUUUUGCGAUGGAUUGUCACCCGUUUAGCAAAGUUAGUAAGGCCAUUCGGAUUAGGCAAGAUGCUCACCACAUUAUCCAGUUCGCACGGCAUCAACGAAAACUGGUCCACCAUCGUGAUAUCCUGCAAACUUCAAGGUAUCCCAGAUUUGGAAUACAUAAUAGCUGAGUUCACAACUAAAAUUCUAGAAGCUAAGGACUCAAACGGAACGUUACUUUACCCUGAGCUCAAACAGACAAUUGUUCCUUGGUGUGGGUUUCUUUUUUGGAAAGAUGUGCAAAAUUUCAACUUGCCAAUCCACACCAACUCCUUCAGAAACCAUGAUGGCAACGAUGACCUCAACUCUUCCACUGGUACGGAGUUCCUACGCACACUGGUCAAUAAACCCUGGGAAUUUGGGUGUAAACCAGUGUGGGAAGUGAUCAUCCUUCCGGGAAAAAGUGAUUUUGACAUGAUAGUACGUUACCAUCACGCACUCAGUGAUGCUUAUUCCAUGCUUAAGUUACUGGAUAAGAUCAGCAACCCCAAACUUAUCGACCAGAUACUGCAGCCAAAAACGUGUGCUACAAAAACUAAGAGAUUACAAAAUUGGGCUAAAACCCUGGUUAAGAUCCCGUAUGAUGUUGCCUUGUAUUUGGAAGCUUAUCUUAGAACUUGGCAUACUCCAGAUAUAUUUAAUCCUACUUGCACUCCUUCGUUGACCGGAACUUCUACAUUUGCACAAAAUGUAUCCUCGCUAAGUGUUUCAGAAAUGAAAAAAUCAGCGAAAGCUCGCGGUGUUUCUUUUACCACGUUAGUAUUUAGUAGUUUGACCAGUUCGAUAAGACGGUUGAUUUUGAAAAGAGAUGGCAAAGUUUCAGGAAACAUAAUUCUCCAUUUUCCUAUGCCUGUUCCUAAUCACCCUAGAAAAUUAAGAAAUGCGGGGACAAUGGGAUGGAUUGAACUUCCAAUCCAGGAAAUUGAUCCGAGCACCAGGAUUAAGCUAAUUGAAGCCAACCUCAGCAACUUGAAAAAUUCUACGAUGCCCUUUCUAAUGACAAUUCUUGGGUCACUGUGGGGUGCACAGAUUUCAAUAUUUUUGAGAUCUGUAAUCAAUACGGGAUCAAAGGGAAGAACGGUCCUAUCAUUUACAAAUUUUAUGUUCAAUAGCUCCCCCGUAUCCAUGUUUGGACACCCUCUGGUACAAAUUUAUGGGUCCCCGUUAAAUACAGCAGGCAGCAAGGUUGUGCCUAUUGUCAUGAUCACCAGUGAAGAUAGUGCAAGGCUGGCUAUAACCGGUGACUCGGGUAUCUUGGAAGAAAAGAUGGCUCAUGAAAUCUUGGCUGAAUUUGGGACGAGUGCAUACAAUGUGAAUUCAAAAUUGAUAGAAGAUAACUCUACAGGCCGAUAUAUAAAAAUAGAUUUAACUUGAGCAAGAAACGUUUAUUGAACACGUGAACCUGCGCAUAAUACAAUUUAGUACUUGUGUAUAUAAUCUCAGCUUGUUAUUGUAUCUAGUCUUGCAAAAAACUUUCAUUACAUUUAAAACCUACAGUGCAGACUCCAUAUAGCCCGAGUCAGGGACAUAGUCCCUGACUCAAUAAGUCAGAGUCCGCUUCUAAAUUUUUGUCCGAAUUGACCGACAUAAAGCUGUAUAUAAUCCAGAAGUGGUUUUUAGCCUCCAUACCAAAUUUCAGAUGAAAAUAACAACUUUUAAAAACGGUAUGGGUCCCCCAGUGCCAUUUUGGUUGCACUUUGCAAACUUUUAACUUCAUAUUAUUUCAUGAGAAGCCAUUAAGUAUCACCGUAUUGAAUUUCAUCUUUUUAAACCACUUUCUAAAAAUCGGUAUGGGUU